This is a messenger RNA of Pelobates fuscus (common spadefoot toad), 1031 nucleotides long. RefSeq names its product CMP-N-acetylneuraminate-beta-galactosamide-alpha-2,3-sialyltransferase 4-like. Gene Ontology annotation, molecular function: beta-D-galactosyl-(1->3)-N-acetyl-beta-D-galactosaminide alpha-2,3- sialyltransferase activity; beta-galactoside (CMP) alpha-2,3-sialyltransferase activity. Gene Ontology annotation, biological process: glycolipid biosynthetic process. Bases 45 to 1031 code for a protein of 328 amino acids. Lineage: Eukaryota; Metazoa; Chordata; Amphibia; Anura; Pelobatidae. The record is from RefSeq and is a predicted model, not a curated record. The transcript has 10 exons.
AGCACGUCCACAAUUAUAGGUCAAGUGUUUAACCUCCAAAUACAAUGAGAUGUACAAAAGGACAGACAUUAUUUGUGAUCUCCACAAUGGUAUUCUGCUUUGGGAUUUCAUGGUUUCAGAUGGACCUACAUUCACCAAGCUCAGAUAUAUCUGUCCGAGAGAUGUGCACCAUGGGGGAUGUCGCUGACAAAGCCGCCAUUUUGAUCAGCAAUUACUCAAGAGAUCACCCCGUCUUCCUGCAGUUGAACGACUAUUUUUGGGUGAAGAACCAAACUGUCUAUGGGCUGCCGUAUGGUACGAAUGGAAGUGAAUAUUUGCUGAUGACAUUCCUGGCUCUCACAAACUCUUAUCACGUACCACCAGAGAUUGAAAGGUUAGCGUGUAGAAGAUGUGUGGUGGUUGGAAGUGGAUACCGCCUGAGAAACAGUUCACUGGGUGAAGUCAUCAACAACUAUGACAUAGUAAUCAGGUUGAACAACGCGCCUGUUCAUAAAUACGAGAAGGAUGUCGGCAAUAAAACUACAAUGCGAUUCUUCUACCCUGAAUCUGCUAAUUUCAACCAACGUUUAGACAAUAACCCAGAUACACUAAUGGUGCUGGUACCAUAUAAACCCAAGGACAUUAUGUGGAUGAAAAUGAUAUUGAACUACGAGAAACAGGUUCGCAAAGGAUUUUUGAAGACGCCUCGUAUAAUUUGGGAAGCAGACCUUCGAAAUAUCAGAAUCCUAAAUCCUUAUUAUAUGGAAGUCGCUGGAACAAAGAUGCUGAAUCCUGGGCAGGAUCCAAAGAAGCGAAUUAGAGUUAAACCAACCACCGGUAUGCUGGCGAUAACCUUCGCUCUUCAUUUCUGCGACCUGGUUCAUAUAGCGGGAUUUGGAUACCCUGCCUCUACCAAUAAAAAUCAGUCAAUCCAUUACUACAAUAAAGCGACGUUAAAGAACAUGGGUAAAGCUCAUAGUAUUAACGGGGAAGCUGAAUUAAUAAAAACAUUUAUUUGGCACAAACUGAUUCAGAAUUUAACAUAUUUCUGA